Messenger RNA from Vicia villosa (hairy vetch), 777 nucleotides. RefSeq lists its product as uncharacterized. The coding region runs from base 1 to 777 and encodes 258 amino acids. The record is from RefSeq and is a predicted model, not a curated record. The transcript has a single exon. Lineage: Eukaryota; Viridiplantae; Streptophyta; Magnoliopsida; Fabales; Fabaceae.
AUGGGUGGUUGGAAGGAGCAUAGGUGGUGUUGGGGGGAUUUAGGCUUAAAUGAGGGAGUUUUGAGGGAAGGUGGAUUCGGUAAUAUUUUGGAUGAUUUGAAGGGCCGGUUGGAGGCGUUCGAGGGGUGGAAGGAAGGGAAGGAUUCGGUGGUUUGGAGGGGAAAUUCGGAGUCAAUUUUUUCGGUUUCUUCGUGCUAUAAUUUUUAUGACCGUCUUCGAAUCCCAUUCGGUCCUCCAAAAAAGAAUGAUGGCGUUUUUGGUUUUCUUUGGAAAAUGGAUGUUCCGUUCAAAAUAAAGGCAUUUGGUUGGAGACUUUUCCGGAAUAGACUUCCCACAAAAGAUCUUUUGCUAUCUAGAGGUACCCCUUUGUCUCUUGAUAAUUUAAAGUGUGUGUUGUGUGGGAUUUGUGUGGAGAACUUGAAGCAUUUAUUUUUUAGUUGUUUGGUGGUUAAGAAUAUUUGGAGGGAAGUUGCUUUGUGGGUGGGAAAAGUGGGCAUUGGUGAGGAAGAUGGUUUGGAAAAUUUUAUGAAUUGGCACCGGUUUUUUCGUUUAAAAAAGGUGAAAGAGAGGAAGUUAGGUGUUGUUUGGCUAGCCACUAAUUGGACCAUUUGGUUGUUAAGGAAUGGGGUGUCUUUCCGGAAGGAUAAAUGGAGUAUUAAUGAUACCAUUUGGAAUAUUAAGAUGAUUGUUUGGAGGUGGACAUUUUGUGGAAAAAUUACUCAUUCCAAUUUCUCUUUUUACGAGUUUUCUAAGGAUCCGUUGUUUUUCCUCUCGUAA